AUGCCCUCUUCUACUCCAUCGGCCGAGCCUGCGGCCGCAACUAACGGCACUUCGCAUCCCGAACUCGACGUAUCCAAGUUACAUGCCCUUCCUACCGAACAACAAGACUUAUACCUCUUAUCAUUUGUCUCCGACCUACAGCGCCAUGUCGAAGAGACAUCCUCCGAGAACCUCCCAGCCCAUCAGCCAUUGAUCAAGAGAGAAGUAAUCAAGAUCGUGGGCUUAGGCGCUCCAGUGCCGUCUCGCGUCAUCAGAAAUGCUUUGGGCAGAAUUCUAGCCGACGCCUUCGGACGAGGCAAUCGAAGUCUGCUCUACGAGACAAUCAAUGAACUUCUAGCCUUUGUGAACGCAGGCAAGGUUGAUAAAGAUGCGGGCUCGAAACAUGCUGCCGUCGUUUGCCUGGGCGCGGUUUUCCGAUCCGCUGGCGACAGCACAAUCAGUCUUCUAGGCUUGGUGGUUUCCUCCAUCCUUCGUUUGCUGAAAAGUUCCCAUACGGGGCUCAGAGGUUGCGUCUUUAAGGCGCUCGGUGGACUGAUCCUGGGUGUAAAGACUAGCCUCGAUGAGCACCUUGCACGAGACAUAUGGAAACGGGCACGAAACUCUGCGGUUGACGACAAAUCAUCGUUCGUCCAGAGGUGUGCCUGUUCUUGUCUUCGAAGCCUGCUUGCCGAAACAGACUACUUUUGUAACUCGGGGGACUUUGACAACCUCAAGACGACGGUCUGGAAAGUCGUGGACAGUUCGGUAUCCUCUGUCAGGCACGCCGCCGCCGCCGCCCUAGCUGAAGCCCUCAGCGGCGUUUUCUCUGAGGGUGCCCACGUCGACGUUCCGGUCAUUCGAAAACCGAAGAAGUCCAAAAAGUCGGGGGCCGAUCUAGAUGAGGGAGAGGAGCAGGACCGGCCAGGAUCACCAGCACCGGGACAAGCCAAGCAUACUGUGCAACUAACGCUCUCUCUGAACGAAGUUCUGCGCGUGCUCUCGUCCCAGUACUGCAAAGCAUCAACCUCCAACCGCGCCCGUGCAGGCAUUGCCAUGUGUUACAGAUAUCUCCUACGUCUACUUCCUCGCAAAACUUUAGAGGAAAGUUACGCCUCUGUUGCACUACACAUCUAUGCCGAAUUACUGGACCACCCGAUUAUCUCUUCCAAUCGAUACCGUCUACUCCUGACAAGAAGACUCGUCAAAUGGGUUCUCGCCCACGUUACUGCCCUGCUUACCCAAAAUGCUCAGAUCAACGCUGCCCGGCAUCUUAUCAACGACAUCUUGAAGGAUUACCCCCAGGUGAUGCCGGAACGUCGAGAACCCUCUAAACGAGUUCUCACAGGGGCACUCUCUACCUUGAAUGACCUCCUUCUGCGCCUAGGGUCCGCCUCGACCGUGUUCCAGGACUCUUGUAGGGAAGCUCUGUCCCAGGUCGUGCAACAUCCCAGCCAUACGGUACAGAGCCACGCCGCUCAAUGCUUCAAAUCCUUUGUACUCGCAUGUCCGAGUCAACUUGUGCCUUGCCUUGAGCACGCCAUGUCCCAACUCCAGAAAGAAUUUGAGCCUUCGUCCGAGAGUAAAUCCCCGCAAAGACGGUACUAUGGCUAUGCUAUGAGCAUUGCAGUGAUGACCAGUUCUGCCAGACACAUGCCACUUUAUGGCUCCAUCCAAGUUUACUCCAAUAUCUUCACCUUCUCAACGGACCUGUUGAAGUCUAGCGCCGCUGCUGAAUUGCGGUCGUCUGCAGCGCAAGUACAGGUUGCUUGGACUUUGAUCGGUGGACUGAUGAGUUUGGGGCCUAGCUUCGUCAAAGUGCAUCUCAACCAACUGAUGCUUCUAUGGAGGAACGCCUUGCCCCCUCCAUUGACCCAUGAAAAUGCCACCAAGAGAGGUCAUCUCGAGCUGAGUUUCCUGUCACACGUCCGAGAAUGCGCUGUUAGCGCUUUACUCAUGUUUCUCUCCUCUUGCAGCAGCCUUGUCACCACAGAUGGAUCAAGACGAAUAUCUACAAUGCUUCAUAACACCAUCCUUUUCCUGGAAAGUUUGCCAAAUGCCCGCGAGGCUGACGACGUAGCCCAGCGGCUCGUACCUACUCUCCAGCUGCAAGACUAUGCGAUACUUCUACGACGCCGUGUGCUUCAGAGUUUCAACGCUCUAAUAAGUUUGAAGCAUCUGGAGCAAGGCGAAGUCGUAUCUCAGUCAGACCUUACUGGGCUCACAAUGCGAAUCUUUAUGGAUCCUGAACGGCCGGUGCUAAAAAGUCUAGAAGCGUCUUUGGCGAAUUCUGCCAGCAAUUUCGAGGGGCUGUGGAACACAAACGACAACUGGGGCUUCGGUGUCAGCAGCAUGACCGAAAGCUUUGACACCUACCUACCGUUUACAAACCAUCUUCAACCAAAAGCAGAUAUGGCUACCGAGCAGGAAGUUUCCAUUCCCGACGUCUUGGUUCGGUCUCCAUUACUGCCGGCAAUUGAGCAUGACCCCUUCUUAAUUGCAAGGCACGAUGGCGGACUGCACGAUGCUGAGAUAUGUUCACCAGCAACAGCCUGUGUCAAUCUCGCGAUUAAAUUGUUUGCCACGUCGUUGCCACUGCAAACUGCCAAAAUCCAAGAGAGCACAGUCGAGCAAUUAAUCACAACGGUGUCGCAACCUCUCCAACGCGAGCCUGGAAGAAAAGCUGCCCUGCAAGUUAAUACUGCGCUGGCUCUCCUCUGUGCUCUGGCAGUGGCCAACAACGAGACACCCUAUGCCUCGGGCAAGUUACAUGUCGAGGCAGUGGGCCAAGCUGUUAUUGAACUGCUUGGGAAGUAUGUCUGUAACCCGGAUCCGGUCUUAAGAAAUAUUGCUGCCCGUGCUAUUGGACGAGUCUGCAAUCUGGCUGGUACACAGUUCACCUCCCAAGAAGUCAAAACGCUCAUCGACACAAUAGUGGCAGAUCGUGAUCCCAGUGCUCGGGCUGGAUGUGCCCUCGCUCUUGGUUAUAUUCACUCUGAGGUGGGAGCCAUGGCCGCCAAUCUACACAUUAAAUCCAUUGUUGGCGUGCUUCUAUCAUUGUGCAAUGAUCCCCACACAACCGUGCACUUUUGGGCCCUGAAAGGGCUGAUUCAAGUGGCCGAAUCUGCAGGGCUUGCCUUUUCAACAUAUGCUACAAGCACACUGGGCCUCCUUUCGCAGCUGUACUCGAACGACACUCACAACGAGGAAUCAGCAUCCCUUGCUACUUCCAAUCUUGAAACUGAACUCUUUACACCACUGGCGAUUGCUCAGUGUGUGGACAGUAUCAUCAAUGUUCUAGGGCCGGAUCUACAGGAUGUCUCAAAGGCCAGAAACUUGAUUCUCAUACUGAUAGGGUAUCUCCAGAAGGAAGGUUCAUCUCAGCUCCGCCAUGAGAGCUAUCAAUGCCUGCGCCACCUUUCAAUGUACGCUCCAGCUCAUCUACAAUUUGAAAGAUAUGUGCGGGAUUUGCAGGCGAAUCUCUCUUCAGAUGAAGAUAUCCUUCAGUCGGUCGCAAUCAAGGGCUUAGGCGAGCUCAUGAAAAGGAGCGCCUCUGAGGUGGCACGAGUGGCAACUACAAAGCUCAGCGAUGAUUUAUGGGCGCGCCUUGAUGACAGACCGGAUGAAAAGUCAUUGCAAGCGAUACUGGAAAAUUGGAUGCAACAGACGGUUUUGGUCGACACCACUGAUUGGGUUGACAGAUGUCAAAGUAUCCUCUCAAGAACUAGGGCAAAAGACCGAGGUCGAUCUCCUUCUGGUGCGACUGCUGCAAAGACGGCAAUGCCUGAUUUGGCAGACGAAGAAGUCGCUGGCUUUGCUGCAGCUGCAGCUGCCGCACAGGGAGAAGCUCCUGACGCUCUCCCAGAGGGCCAGGAAUUCCUACGAUGGCAAACAAGAGACUUUGCCAUGCGUCUGCUCAAUGAGUCUAUGGACAUUAUCCAAGCGGCCAUCUCGCAGGACCGAGUCAUUCCAGCGGAGGAAGCUCUACAAAGCAAAGUGGCCGACGUGGUUCGGGUGGCGUUCUCGGCAUCAACAGCGGAUGUGGUGCAGCUCCGCAUCUGGGGUCUUCGAAUUCUUGACCAUAUCCUCAAACUGUUUGGCAAAACCCCAGAUCCCGAUUUCUUAGAAGCCUCACUCUUGGAGCAAUAUCAGGCACAAAUUAGCUCUGCCCUGACUCCGGCGUUUGCGGCAGAUUCGUCCCCAGAACUGGCUGCCGAAGCAAUAGGCGUGUGUGCAACUUUUGUGGCGACUGGGAUUGUCACCAAUGCGGACCGCAUGGGACGAAUCUUCAAAGUCCUCGCGAUGGGGGUCGACAACUUUUCGCAACCCAAUCCCGAAGCUGCCAUUGGUGAUUUAAAGAACCUGAGUCCAAACGCGCAGGCAAUGUUGAAGAUGAGCAUUUUGUCCGGAUGGGCGCAGUUACAGCUAGCCAGUUCUGAGCAGCUUUACCUCGAGAAGAUUCUGCAACCGUUUAUUCCAAAGUUGGCCCCACUCUGGCUGACUUCGCUCCAGGAGUUCGCAGGCUUGCGUUUUGAACCUGAGAUCUCGGAUACUCUUGGGGGUGAAAUUGCUGGCGCGAAUUUGGACGAGAGGUACGCCUCUUUUAACCGUGAGAUCCGCCUCCAAUUCUAUCAGAAAAGUUGGCUGAACAUUGUGGAUGCAAUCGCGGUCCUGGUCGAGAAGGACAGUGAAUCAGUGUUUGAUGCCCUGGACAACAAGCGUGUCUCGCCAGACCAGGGCGAGGCCGGCGUUGCCCUUCCUCAGGGAAGAGAUAUGAGUUUCCGCGAGGAACCAGUGGCUUUCUUCUUCAUCCUUUUUGGAUUAGCCUUUGAAGCUCUGGUGACGCAAACUCGCGACGAUCCAGCACAAACACUAUCUAUCCUACAAGCUCUUAAAAAGAUCUUGACCCCUGCUGUCUGUGGGAAUGCCAUAUAUGAGCCGGCUGUCUUCAACGAGACGACCGACACGCUCGACCGUUUGGCCCUUACAAGCACGACGGAGACACAGAGUGUUCUGGUCGAGAUUGCGAGGAACCUAGCACUAGAUCAUCCCACAGCGAAGAGCCAUGACCGUGACGAGAAGUUAUCAGAUGACAUCGAACAGCUUUUUGAGUUGACAAGGAUCAUUCUUCUAGUCUUGAGCGAUCUUGUCCCGACAUUGGAGGAUCCGCCCGGGUCUGCUGUCCGACGACUGGGAGACGAAGGCACGGCCCUGGUCCAGCUGUGUUUCCAGGCGUUGGUGGAUGUGGCCUCGGUAUUUCCAACGAUCAUCCGGGCCGAUCUCCAUGCAUGCAUAAUUCACAGCUAUUGCACGAUUCUUGCUACUGGCAUAUGUCAGGAGGAGGUUCUGCCACGGAUCAUGCCCAUCUUCAAAGCAUUCUUGCAGGAUAUGAUCAAACCUGGUAGCGACGAGGUGCCCUCCAGGCUGGUCAGGGGCUGUCUCCAUCGUAUGCUGGCUACCUUGACCAUCGCUCAACGGCGGGAGAAUGAUUUUGCAAUUACCUGUGCCAAGAACACGUUGUUGUCGAUGACAAUCUUGCUCACUACCGCGAGCUCGGUCAUACCGGCCACCGACGAUCUCGUGACAAAGGCUGUGGCUGAGUUGCUGGAUUGUCUACAGGACGUCGGUCUGGCCAAAAUUGCAGCCGGCUGCAUACGGUCUCUGCUGAUGACGCACCCCAAAACAGCGUGUGAGGAAGUGAUCGGGCGGACCUUAUGGAGCCGGUUGAUUCCGUUCGUCAGUGAUCCUGAUGUGGAAGAUCCAGAGAGUGUGAAGACGCCCCUGGUUCAGGCACUCGUGGCGUCUGUGGUAACACUUCAAGGGUCUGGCAGAUUUGCUGCAAUGUCCAUCCUGAUUCCAUUGCUGCUACUCAGGACGAAGCAGGGUAACUCGGAAAGUGCCCGUAAAGAGAGCGCUGCACGGCUUCUCGAGCUGGUUGCUGCGGACCAAGUCGCUUUCAAAGUCACAGUGGGUAUGCUACACGAGGACCAACGGUCGGAGCUGGAAAGUCUGUUAAGAGCAACAGCAGUAGGGCGGAAGCAAGAGACACCGUCAUCGGAUAGUGUUGAUUCUAAGCCUGCAAUCGAGUUGCGAAUGGACUUUGGGUGA
Messenger RNA from Exophiala dermatitidis NIH/UT8656, 6084 nucleotides. RefSeq lists its product as uncharacterized. The record is from RefSeq and is a predicted model, not a curated record. Gene Ontology annotation, cellular component: membrane; Golgi apparatus; endocytic vesicle. Lineage: Eukaryota; Fungi; Ascomycota; Eurotiomycetes; Chaetothyriales; Herpotrichiellaceae. The transcript has a single exon. The coding region runs from base 1 to 6084 and encodes 2027 amino acids. Gene Ontology annotation, biological process: retrograde transport, endosome to Golgi; intracellular protein localization; endocytosis.